GAGAUGUGACGAAUGUCCCAAUACCUAACUGGUUUAAUGUUCAUCUUGGUACACAGUCUUAUUCCUCAGAUUUUAACAUCUGAAGCCAUGUCCAUAUAGUUGGGCGUCAACAGAACCACGCACUUUGGAAAAUAAACAGCAACGUUUACACUCCGAACGUCACUGAAAAUAUGGCUCGAUUCGGUGUCCUGACCUCUUGUCAGAGGUCUUAUUCCACCUUAUCUGGGAUAUAGUUUGUCUGGACAGAGAAGGUCGCUAUAAGCGCCGUCUUGAGCGAGGUAUAACGUUAUCUAUAGCUGUCACGUUAUCGGUAAUAAUAGAACCAGAAAUAUACACAAGCUAGUCUUAGACGGAUACAUGAGCCAUUAUACCAUUUCAAACAAGUAUGUCGAAUGUAACCAUGAAGAUGUGGAGAUGGUGUGUCUAUCAACAAUGACAUUUUUGUAUCGUUUGAAUGAUGCAUAUUUUUUUUUUUUUUUUUUACCAAUAAUCAAUUAAUAGAUUACGUUGUUUACCAAUCAUGCAAUAAUGGAAUAGGUUGUUUUCACAUAAUGGAUUAAUGGAUUACGUUGUUUAUUAAUAACGGAUUCAUGGAUUACGCUGUUUACUAAUCAUGGAUUAAUAGAUCACAUUUUUACCAAUCACGGAUAGAUGGAUUAAGCUGUUUACCCAUGAUGUAUUAAUUAAUUCCAUACUUUGGAUUAAUGGAUUGCGUUGAUUACCAAUAACGGAUUAAUGAAUUACAAAUCAUUGAUGGAUGGAUUACGUUUUUUAUGAAUGGUGGAUUAAUGCAGAAAGAUGUUUACCAAUACUGAAUUCAUGGGUUACACCGUUUAAUUGUGAACCGAAUCUAAAAUUUGUGUUGGAAGCACACAAGUAAUCUAUAACGGAUAAGGAUUGUUUUGGGUUUUUCUGCAUUCUGUUGGAUUUCCUACUUUCAUCGCUUAGGUAUCAGAUAGUUAACAGAAUGCGGAUAGCUUAAUUGUAGUUGUUUAUCACAAUGAAAUAAAAGUGUUAGAUAAUUGAACAAUUCCUUCUUCAUACAUUCUAUUUUUUUUUCUCAUUUUUUUUUCAACUGAAAUGUCUUGUUAUGAGAACAUUUCCACGUGUGUAUGGAAGAUCCGCCAUAUUGCUCUUGCUGGUGUUAUGAUUUUGACUCUAUUAUUAUAUUACACUACACCACAUUCGGCUGUAACCCAUUUGCCAGCGCCUCGUGAAAGGAUGGAAUUGUCUCAUGUCGAACUUUCUGGAAAACAAUUACUAUAUGUUGAUUCAAAUAGACCCGUGAAAAUUUUUAAUGAAGAAGAAGAAUCUUGCCAGCCUAGGAAGUUAUCUUUUUUGCCAGGUAGACCAAAAUAUCGCACGGCAUUGCUAAGUUUUCCUGGUUCUGGGAACACAUGGGUCAGACAUCUUAUACAGGAGCUGACAGGUUUCUACACCGGAAGCAUCUACCAGGAUAAAACUCUCGCAAAGAACGGGUUUCCGGGAGAACUGGAGCCAGUCACCAAUCCCAGUAGGCAUUGCAUUGUGUACAAAAGUCAUCAGGCUACCACUAAAACACUUCAGCCAUUCAACAAAGCAUUAAUCAUUAUAAGAAAUCCUUUAUAUGCAAUCAAGUCUGUUUUUAAUUUCGAAUAUUCCAGAGAGAAACAAUCGGACCAAAAACAGUUCAUGAAUGUAACCAAAAAUGUGGAGGGAAGAUCAAGGAAAUCAAAACUAGUAAUCCACAAUGUGACGUCACGAAACAAGCAUGUAAACCACGCUGACACUUCCCUAUUUCAUACCGAAAAGUGGAGAUCGUUUGUGAAUGAAAAACUAAGACGAUGGAAGAAGAAAAACAUAUUUUGGAUGACGACAUUCCAACAUAACUGCGCGAUUGUCUUGUAUGAAUCAUUGAAGUACAAUUGUUCGUCCGAGUUGCUGAGGAUUGGGAGAUUCCUUGGAGUGAAUUUACAGCCGAAGGACGUGUGGUGCACGUUAGUGAAUAAAGAGGGAAGGUUUCACCGCCCCGCUAUGAACAAGACGGCGCCAAGUUUGCUCGGUCUAUACACUCCUAUACAAAGAGAAGAAAUUCGUAAAUCUAUCUGUGAAGUGGCUAACGUCGCUAGAAAGCUGGAUAUCGACAUAGACAUUGCUAAGUAUUUGGUGAAUUUAUCAGAGAAAUCUGAAACUGUGUGUUAAUCCAUAAACCAAAAGUUUUACAUUGCGAGUCUGAUAGGGCUUCGUUUGCAACCUGCUGUUCAGGCGUGGCACGAGGUAAAUAAAAUCAUGAUCAUAUGAUUUUUACAAAAAUUAACGUUUGUUUUUAGAUUUUCUUAUAGAUGAUAUAUAGCAGAUUGGUAAAGUGAAUAAGAUAAAAUCAAUUUUCUCAACUCUCAGGAAAAUGAACUACUGAUACACUGAGCCACAAUAUAGACGGUCAAAACUUACUAGGAACCUUUAUAAAUGGAGCAGUGUUGACUUAACCUUUUUUGCAUAAAAACUCACAGUAAAGUUUUUGGGGUAUACGUUUUCGACAGUCUUCAAAGUCCAUAUAUAUAUAUAUAUAUAUGCAUCCUAAACAUCCCACCUUUUAUAGAUACAAGCAUCAGAACGGUGAUGUUACGGCAAAACAAUGCUGAUUGUUUUCACAUUGAUAAUUCUAAGCCUUCGACUUUGUGACUAGCCCAAUCUGCGGAUUGACUUCUGUCUCCAUGUUUGCCGGUUUGAAAGGUAAAACGGCUUAUAAUAUUAUGUGCUUGACGUUCUAUUGAAAUUGAAAGGCAGGUUUAAUUAAGAGCCUUUUGCACCUUCCCAUCCAGAUGUUGAAAUUUAUUUCAGCUUCCAGUUUCGCCUUUCACUUCAAAGGAAUAAAAUGUUUAAGCUUUUAUAAGGCAACCAACCACUCUAUGGUGCAAUUAAAUUCAUUGUGUCUCUACUAUGCUAAAUUCUCGCUUUUGUAUUAAACUGUGGUAAGACGGGUGUCUUGUUGGUCUUCUGUGAAUACCUUAUCGCCUAUUUAAAAAAAGUACACUUUAAAAUUUCAAUUUGUUUUUAUCAUCUUGUUAUCACAAAAAAGGUUAGUGUAACAAAUUUCAUUAUAUUACAAAUAACAAAUCAGUUCUAACAAAAAAUGUUAACAAAUAAGUAAUUUACAAUAAAUAAGCGAUGCCUAUGAAUGGUCCGUGAGUAAGUGUACGUUUUUAAAGUUUUUUUGUUUUUGUUUUUGUUUUUGUUUUUUCGUUUUUUAUAUUUGCAUGUUGUUUUUGCUGGUGAAUGUUCUGAAACUUAAUAGAUAAGUGAUGUAUAUAAAUGGUCCGUGAGUAAGUGUGUGUUUUUAUUUCGUUGUGUAUUUGCAUGAUGUUUGUUCUGGUGAAUAAAUGUUCUGAAACUUA
Molecule: messenger RNA, 3374 nt
Organism: Pecten maximus
Lineage: Eukaryota; Metazoa; Mollusca; Bivalvia; Pectinida; Pectinidae
Product: WSCD family member CG9164-like
Exons: 3
Coding region: 1081-2181 (366 amino acids)
Source: RefSeq, a predicted model, not a curated record